Molecule: messenger RNA, 1200 nt
Organism: Aspergillus clavatus NRRL 1
Lineage: Eukaryota; Fungi; Ascomycota; Eurotiomycetes; Eurotiales; Aspergillaceae
Product: ATP-dependent RNA helicase eIF4A
Exons: 4
Coding region: 1-1200 (399 amino acids)
Cellular component (GO): nucleolus; catalytic step 2 spliceosome
Molecular function (GO): ATP binding; RNA helicase activity; mRNA binding
Source: RefSeq, a predicted model, not a curated record
AUGGCGGACGGCAUUGAUCGACGAAAUGACGACAGGCUGGAGUUCAGCACCUCGAAGGAGGUGACAGUCGCCCCGACCUUCGAGGAUAUGCACCUGAAGGAAAGUUUGCUUCGCGGUAUUUAUGCAUACGGUUACGAGUCGCCAUCCGCUGUCCAGUCUCGCGCCAUUGUCCAGAUCUGCAAAGGCCGCGACACGAUCGCUCAGGCGCAGUCCGGUACUGGUAAAACCGCUACAUUCUCGAUCAGUAUCCUCCAAGUCAUUGAUACGGCUGUACGCGAAACUCAGGCUCUUGUCCUUUCCCCCACUCGUGAACUUGCGACUCAGAUUCAGUCCGUUAUCAUGGCCCUGGGUGACUACAUGAACGUCCAAUGCCACGCUUGUAUUGGAGGCACAAACAUUGGAGAAGAUAUUCGCAAGCUGGAUUACGGUCAACACGUUGUUUCGGGCACUCCAGGCAGAGUCGCAGAUAUGAUCCGCAGACGCCACCUCCGUACUCGUCACAUCAAGAUGCUGGUCCUCGACGAGGCUGACGAACUGUUGAACCGUGGUUUCCGCGAACAAAUCUACGAUGUCUACCGCUACCUUCCUCCCGCUACCCAAGUUGUUGUCGUUUCCGCUACCCUCCCCUACGAUGUCCUGGACAUGACAACCAAAUUCAUGACUGACCCUGUGCGCGUCCUGGUCAAGCGUGACGAAUUGACCCUGGAAGGCAUCAAGCAGUACUUCAUCGCGGUAGAGAAAGAAGAGUGGAAAUUUGAUACUCUUUGCGACCUUUACGAUACCCUGACCAUCACCCAGGCCGUGAUCUUCUGCAACACCCGCCGGAAGGUAGACUGGCUCACCGAUAAGAUGCGUGAGGCCAACUUCACCGUAUCCAGCAUGCACGGCGAGAUGCCCCAGAAGGAACGUGACAGUAUUAUGCAAGAUUUCCGCCAGGGUAACUCCCGUGUUCUCAUCUCCACCGAUGUUUGGGCCCGUGGUAUCGACGUUCAGCAAGUCUCGCUGGUCAUCAACUACGAUCUCCCCACCAACCGUGAAAACUACAUCCACCGUAUCGGCCGAAGCGGUCGUUUCGGACGCAAGGGUGUCGCCAUCAACUUCGUCACCAGCGAUGACGUGCGGAUCCUGCGUGACAUUGAAUUGUACUACUCCACACAGAUCGAUGAGAUGCCCAUGAACGUUGCCGAUCUCCUUUCGUAA